Messenger RNA from Amyelois transitella, 562 nucleotides. RefSeq names its product essential MCU regulator, mitochondrial (gene EMRE). The coding region runs from base 131 to 397 and encodes 88 amino acids. Lineage: Eukaryota; Metazoa; Arthropoda; Insecta; Lepidoptera; Pyralidae. The transcript is spliced from 2 exons. Gene Ontology annotation, biological process: mitochondrial calcium ion homeostasis; calcium import into the mitochondrion. Gene Ontology annotation, cellular component: uniplex complex; mitochondrial inner membrane. The record is from RefSeq and is a predicted model, not a curated record.
UGUCAAGUGAAAUUGAGUCGACUAAAAAUAUUCGAGCGAUUUUCAACUAAUCUCUAAAAUAAUUUGUAUUAAGAUAACAAUUUUAAAACAGUGCCUCUUUCUCAGUAACUAAUUUGGACCCAGACUCAAAAUGAUUAUUCCUCGGCUCUCUCGACUUGUUAUCCAGACCAAGAACUUGUCUCGUCCAGAGCACAACAUCCAAAUUAGGUCGGCCACCACCACUCCUACUGGGGCAAUACUUCCAGAACCAGAAAAGAAACCAUUUGGUCUUUUGAGCAUCAUCGCUGCUGUGGUCCCCGGGCUGCUCAUCGGCGCUGCAAUCAGUAAAAAUAUAGCAAAUUUCCUAGAAGAAAAUGAAUUGUUUGUGCCAUCUGAUGAUGACGACGACGAUGACUAAAUGAGCAGCAGUUAAGACAAUUAUAGGUAAGCGGGUAAUAAAUGAAACUCAUUUUUAUUAUUAAUUACAUUUUAUUAAAUAAAGUUUAUAAAACAUUUAAACUUAUUUUGAGCUCAAUGGCUAUCAAAUCAAUUUAUUCUUUAUUAUUAUUAAUAUAUUACGGCC